Molecule: messenger RNA, 1755 nt
Organism: Alternaria ventricosa
Lineage: Eukaryota; Fungi; Ascomycota; Dothideomycetes; Pleosporales; Pleosporaceae
Exons: 2
Coding region: 1-1755 (584 amino acids)
Source: RefSeq, a predicted model, not a curated record
AUGGCUUCACAACUGCAGCAAUCAGCGAGCGUUGCGCCUCGUAAUGAACCUUGCGAAGAAAAUCCCUACGGCAUCUUCGUCGAGGAGGAUCUGAUCGACGACUCGACUGGGAUCGUACCAACAAAGGGUUUGGGUAUACCUCUUAGCCUCAAGGACCGCUUCUUGAGGCGCCUGUCGAAGAUGCUAGGCACCGCAGCGAACAUACGAGAGAUACACAACGGCAACGCUAUGGACAUCUUCUUGACGCGAGACAAACAGUCGCCCGGGCCAAACAUUGCGCUGGAUGAAGGACUACGCAAAUUUGUGCGCGAGCUCGAAGAUGGGCUGGAAUCUGUUGCGACACAUCCGUCUGGCCAGCCACUCGAUCGUGCAUGCUCAGAACUAUGGGACGGCAUUCUGAUUUACAACUACAACAAAGUCGAACAAGUCAUACGAAGUAUACAGAAGAAUUUCGACGAGAAUAGGACUACCUUCAACGAACUCGUAACGAGGAUGUUCGGCAUCGACGACAAUGACGACAAGGGCUCGAUGCUGGACCGAGAGCUUGGUGAAAAGAUUAUCAGGCUAUCUCAAAACGUCCAUGCGUUCGAUGGCUCCAUGAAGGAGUUGAAUAAGCUCGUUCAAUUUGCAUCGACUAUGACGAGGGUACUUCACAACUUGCGAGACCGCCUCAAGUACAUCCUUGAGAAGACUCACUUCGCCAAUAAGCUGUUCGACCUCAUCUGCGCCCUCGGCUUCCCUGAACGUGUCUACAGCACCCUGGUACGGGCUGCUAGAUCUUCGCAGACAUUUAGGAAGGUCAACUUCCACUUGAGGCCUCAGUCGCCGGUAAAGAACGUGUCUUUCGCGACUCCAACGGCGAGUGCGACGCCAACAACCAUCAAGCCGUCCUCACCGCCUCAAAAGGAGAAGUCAAAGCGGAUGCAGCAGUACGAAGCAACAGCGAUCGGAACUGCAGUUGCAGUUCCUGCUCUUCCAUCUCUUCCUCUUCCUUCUCCUCCUCAGCAAGCUCUCACCAGCCUCGGUCCACUGAUGACCGCGGUGCAGCCUUACCUGAAUCAACAAGAUCGGGGUCUCGAUCUCCAUUCCUUGCAACCCGCAACCAAACAAGAAACGGCGCAACUAAUCGGCACCAUACUCCGAGAGAGGCUUCUAUCUACGCAGACCGCCGCAUGGUAUUCGUUCGGUUUCGUCACCGCGAAGGAUGAAGAGCAAGAAAGACAACUAGCAGGGCUUUACGUCGCAAUACUGAAGGAGGCCAAAGAUCCCGAAGCCGCAUUCCGCGAACUACAGACUGCCUUGGAAACGAAUUCCAUCGUCAAACUCUUCGAUCAGUACGAGUACGCUCAUUUCCGCGACCUCUUCCCUUACCUCAAGACCUUCCUCUCCACGCCACCCACCAAACGCUCCACCGUCUGGCGUCUCCGGCAGUUCAUCCAGGAUCCGAUUGACGACGAACCGCCUGCAUGUCUACAACGGGACUACGGCUUCAAAUUUUGCCGCCCCCGCGAAGAAGUCCUCCGCGUCAAGGAAAUCUACACCAAAAUGCUGCGCAAGAUGGGCCCGCAAAAGCUGGAUAUCGCAUGCAUCAACGGUCGAUUGUCCGAGACGGCGAUGAAAGAGGGGGUGUAUGUCGAUCACAAGGACAGGCGGUUCCUGAAAAACGACUAUGGAUCCCCAUUCCUGGGACUGGACUGUGAGGGCGGUCUCGAGAACUACCGCGGCCCGUUCUACAGGAAGCCGUUGAAGCUUUAG